CCAAUUGAUAAAUAUUUCCUUUUUUCUCUCUCCGUCAUGUCUUGUAAUUCCGUAGAUCUGAACACCAAAAUCACAUGUCUUCUCAAUUCUGAAUUGGAUCUCUCUGCAGAUUUAUAUCUCAUUUCUUUUUCCAGGUGGAUCAGAUUUUUAAUGGCAGAUUCUGAUUCCGAGACCAACUUCGUGAAGGAAUUUCGGAUUCCUAAUUACAUAAUAUCACCUGAAUUAAACGAUGAGAUUCACCAUGAACCCAAGUAUCCAGUGAUAAUCUUCAUCAACUCCAAAAGUGGUGGUCAAUUGGGCGGCGAUCUUCUUCAGACCUACCGUUCUAUUCUCAAUGAAAAUCAGGUCUUUGAUUUGGGGCAAGAAGCUCCUGAUGUGGUGCUGCGCCGAAUUUACGUGAAUCUUGAAAGGCUCAAGAGUGAAGGAGAUAAGCUUGCUAAACAUAUUGAGGAGAACUUGAGAUUAAUUGUUGCAGGAGGUGAUGGAACUGCUGGGUGGCUUCUUGGAGUUGUUUCUGAUCUCAAGUUGUCUCGUCUACCACCAAUUGCAACAGUGCCCUUGGGAACAGGAAAUAAUCUUCCAUUUGCAUUUGGCUGGGGGAAGAGAAAUCCUGGGACUGAUCGUCGCUCAGUGGAGUCAUUUUUAGCUCAAGUAAAGGAUGCAAAGGAAAUGAAAAUAGACAGCUGGCAUAUUGUGAUGAGGAUGCCGCCUCCAAAAGAAGGUUCAUGUGAUCCCAUUCCGCCUCUUGAAUUACCACAUUCUCUUCAUGCAUUUCAACGUGUCUCUGAGACAGAUGAGCUAAACCGGGAGGGUUAUAUUACUUUUCGUGGGGGAUUUUGGAACUACUUCAGCAUGGGAAUGGAUGCUCAAGUAUCAUAUGCUUUUCAUUCUGAGCGGAAGUUGCAUCCUGAGAAAUUUAAGAAUCAGUUAUUUAAUCAGGGAACAUAUGCGAAGAUUGGGUGUACCCAAGGCUGGUUUUGUGCUUCCCUUUUCCAUCCCUCUUCCCGGAACAUAGCCCAGCUUGCAAAGGUGUUUAUAAUGAAAAAGCGUGAUAACUGGGAAGAACUCGCUAUACAUCAGAGCAUCCGGUCAAUUGUGUGUCUCAAUUUGCCUAGCUUUUCUGGCGGAUUAAACCCUUGGGGAACACCAAACAGCAGGAAACGCCAAGAUAGAGACUUGACUCCACCAUAUGUUGAUGAUGGCCUUCUUGAGGUUGUUGGUUUUAGAGAUGCCUGGCAUGGGCUUGUUUUGCUUGCUCCAAAUGGGCACGGGGCUCGUCUUGCACAGGCACACCGAAUCCGCUUUGAGUUUCACAAAGGUGCCGCUGAUCACACCUAUAUGAGGAUUGAUGGAGAACCGUGGAAGCAACCACUCCCAGCGAACGAAGACACUGUUGUGGUAGAAAUCUCCCACCUUGGCCAGGUGAACAUGCUUGCUACCCGUGAUUGUAGGUCUAAAAGUGUUUUUGACCCCUCGACACCUUCAAGUCACGAAGGUGAUGAAGAUGACAGCAAUGGAGAAGACUUUGCAGAUGAAGGUGAAGAGUAUAGGAAGUUUGGAGCAGCAGACACAUUUAAGAUCCCAGAAGGGGUAGAUGUCGCCAAUAUUAGUUAAGCCAAUUGACAAAACCACGAAGUUAUUUUUAUCGCUAUGUUUCGAGUAAAUUUUCUCCUGGACUUCCAAGAUUGUUUGAUUUUUGUCUCUGGUUACUGCCAGAAUUAUAAUUCAUUAGUUUGCUGGAAUUGAAAUUGUAAGCGUGGCAAAGGUGAUAUAGCAGAUUCUCUAAUUGUAUUUCAGGUUUGUAUAUUAUUUUGAUUUGUAAAUUUGAUGUUAGCCAUUUGUGUAUGCA
Morus notabilis is the source of this 1849-nucleotide messenger RNA. RefSeq names its product diacylglycerol kinase 5. The coding region runs from base 37 to 1614 and encodes 525 amino acids. Gene Ontology annotation, molecular function: ATP-dependent diacylglycerol kinase activity. The transcript has 13 exons. NCBI's taxonomy places the organism in Eukaryota, Viridiplantae, Streptophyta, Magnoliopsida, Rosales, Moraceae. The record is from RefSeq and is a predicted model, not a curated record.